Oppiella nova is the source of this 756-nucleotide messenger RNA. NCBI's taxonomy places the organism in Eukaryota, Metazoa, Arthropoda, Arachnida, Sarcoptiformes, Oppiidae. The record is from the annotation of a GenBank genome assembly.
UCUGGAAUCGGAGAACAAACGGUGAAACUAUUCUCGGCGUUGGGGGCCAGGGUUGUCGUCACCGGUAGGAAUGCAUCACAAGUGGAGACAGUGGUACAAGAAGUCCAACGAUUAUCACCACAAAAGCUGAAACCAUUGGGAGUUGUGGCGGAUCUGACCAAAGAUGCAGAUAUUGAGCGUCUAUUCAAUGAGACAAUUAAGACAUUCAAUAGAUUGGAUGUAUUGGUCAAUAACGCCGGUGUCUUAAUACAGGGCAACGGAACUGAAAAAGACUUUUUGGAUAUUUUGCCAUUGGGAGUUGUGGCGGAUCUGACCAAAGAUACAGAUAUUGAGCGUCUGUUCAAUGAGACAAUUAAGACAUUCAAUAGAUUGGAUGUAUUGGUCAAUAACGCCGGUGUCUUAAUACAGGGCAACGGAACUGAAAAAGACUUUUUGGAUAUUUUGGACCAAUCAGAGAGGGUUGAUGUGAAGGCAUCCCUACAACUCAUACGACUGAGUGUCCCGUAUUUGCAAAAGACAAACGGAUCCAUAAUUAAUAUCGGAAGCAUUAUAUCUGAGAGACCGAAAAAAUCUCAGUUGGCCUACAAUUUGGCCAAAACAUCUCUGACAACGAUAUCCAAUGUAUUGGCCAUAGAGUUGGGUCCACAGGGUAUACGAGUUAAUACACUCAGUGUAGGAGUUGUAUUAAAACCUGGAAUACCGGACAAAGUAAUUAAGAAAUGUGCAAAAUAUACACCACUCGGAAGGAUAGGUCAA